AUGGUACUGGCGUUACAGGUGAAGACGGGCAACGGGUUGCGAAUAGAAGGUGUACUCGCCUGUUGUGCUAGCGGAAACGUACGGAACGCUUGUGUAUCUGACACUGAAAUGUGCAUUGGUGGAACUUGCCAAUGGAAGUUCUGUUCACUCACACCCAGAACCACGCUCUGCGUAUUGUUUGAGAUUUCCGCACAGUUCGUCACACAGUAUCAGCAUGCAGAUGGCAGGAAGCGAAUCCGCGUCACGACCACUUGCCGUUCGUGGGCUGACAUGGCCACACAGCAACCAAAUAUCGCCUACAGCUUUGAUCAGGAAGCUGGUGCUGUAGCGAUGGCGCGUUUAGCAUCAUGGAGGGCUGCCAGUGAGAACGAUACUCCGGAUGCGCUAAGAUGGCUUGAUCGAACAUUGAUUAGACUGUGUCAAAAAUUUGGUGAGUACGUUAAGGAUGAUCCCAACUCGUUCCGCCUCUCGGACAAAUUUUCGCUAUUUCCACAGUUUAUGCAUAUCCUAUUCAUGGAAAAUGUGCUUGAGAGUACAACAAUGAUUCAACCUGUGUUAUUCAGUUAUUCUUUUAGCGGACCACCAGAACCAGUUUUACUUGACACUUCCUCUAUAUUGCCUGACAGAAUUCUUCUCAUGGAUGACUACUUCCAUGUGUUAAUCUACCAUGGGCAGACGAUUGCCACUUGGAAAAGGAUGAAUUAUCACGAGGAUCCGCAAUACGCUACUUUCAAGCAGUUGUUGGAGGCACCAGUAAGUGAUGCCACUGCUAUUCUUCAGGAAAGGUGGCCAAUGCCUCGAUAUAUAGUAACGGAAUAUGAGGGAUCUCAGGCUCGGUUUUUGCUGUCGAAAGUAAACCCAUCACUAACGCAUAACAACCCAUACGCCUCGGAAGGAGGCGCUCCGGUAUUCACAGAUGACGUGUCGCUGCAGGUGUUCGUGGAGCAUCUCAAAAAGCUAGCCUCUUCUUCAUCUACGUAG
This is a messenger RNA of Angiostrongylus costaricensis, 981 nucleotides long. NCBI's taxonomy places the organism in Eukaryota, Metazoa, Nematoda, Chromadorea, Rhabditida, Metastrongylidae. The record is from the annotation of a GenBank genome assembly.